CUGGUUCUCCUCUCCCUCUCCCUCUCCUGCCUCUCAGUGCUGGUGCGCUACGUGAAGGCGGACGGGAAGCUGCACACGGUGAACCUGCAGGCCGCGGCGCUGGCGGACGGGCGGCGCCACGCCCUGCUGCUGCGGCUGGGCGGGCUGCGGCGCGGCGCCCUGCUGCUGGAGCUCUACGCAGACUGCCGGCUGGCCGACGCCAGCCAGGGCCUGCCCCCCCUGGUGGCCCUGCCCCGGGACCCAGACCUGCAUACUAAAGCUCUGAUUGGUCAGCUCAUCAUCUUCAACCAGAUCCUAGGAGAGCUGCGACAAGAUAUCCGAGAACAGGUGAAGGAGAUGGCUCUGAUCAGGAACACCAUCCUGGAGUGUCAGGUGUGCGGUUUCCACGAGCCCCGGUCCCGCUGCUCGCCCAACCCCUGCCACCAGGGCGUGGCCUGCUCCGAGAGCCCGCAGUUCCCCGGGUUCACCUGCGGGAGCUGCCCCCCCGGGACCAGCGGCAACGGCUCGCACUGCUCAGACAUCAACGAGUGCGAGCUGCAGCCCUGCUACACCCCGGAGGCCUGUGUGAACACCCCGGGGGGCUUCAGCUGCCAGCCCUGUCCUCCAGGCCUGUGGGGGGCGCCGCUGGCCGGAGCCGGACUGGACUACGCCAAGGCCUACAAGCAGGGUUCCUACAAAUGCGGCGGCUGCAAACCCGGUUUCCUUGGCAACCAGACGGCGGGCUGCCUGCCCAGGAAGUCGUGCGCGGCGCUGAACUUUGACCCCUGCGACUCCAACGCCCACUGCUUCAUGGAGCGCAACGGGGAGGUGUCCUGCAGGUGUAACGUGGGCUGGGCGGGGAACGGGAACACCUGUGGACCCGACACCGACAUGGACGGAUAUCCGGACCGCCCGCUGCCCUGUAUGGACAACCACAAGCACUGCAAGCAGGGUUCCUACAAAUGCGGCGGCUGCAGACCCGGUUUCCUUGGCAACCAGACGGCGGGGUGCCUGCCCAGGAAGUCCUGCGCGGCGCUGACCUUUGACCCCUGCGACUCCAACGCCCACUGCUUCAUGGAGCGCAACGGAGAGGUGUCCUGCAGGGUGGGUGUCCUCGAACGCCUCACGGGCCGGACCCGUUCUGAGGGUUCUACUGGUCCGGUUCUGAGGGUCCUGCUGUGUUCUGAUUGGCCGUCUUGUAACGUGGGCUGGGCGGGGAACGGGAACACCUGUGGACCCGACACCGACAUGGACGGAUAUCCGGACCGCCCGCUGCCCUGUAUGGACAACCACAAGCACUGCAAGCAGUGCGACGAGGACGCCGACGGGGACGGGAUCAAGAACGUGGAGGACAACUGCCGGCUGGUGCCGAACAGAGACCAGCAGAACUCGGACAGCGACUCGUUCGGGGACGCCUGCGAUAACUGCCCCACCGUCCCCAACAGCGGGCAGAAGGACACGGACAGUAACGGGCAGGGGGACGCCUGCGACCAGGACAUCGACGGGGACGGGAUCCCCAACGUUCUGGAUAACUGCCCCCAGGUUCCCAACCCCAUGCAGACGGACCGGGACCGGGACGGGGUCGGGGACGCCUGCGAUAGCUGCCCCGAGCUCAGCAACCCCAUGCAGAUAUCCAUCAGAACCCCAUACAGGGACGGGGACGGGCUGCAGGACAGCCGGGAUAACUGCCCGGCCCUGCCCAACAGCUCCCAGCUGGACUCGGAUAACGACGGCCGCGGCGACGCCUGCGACCCCGACGACGACAACGACGGGCUGCCCGACAACCAGGACAACUGCCGCCUCAUCCCCAACCCCAACCAGAGGGACUCUAACGAAGGCGCCGUUUGGACACCAUUUUGGCGCCGUUUGCACACCAUAUUGGUGCCUUCUGGGCGCCGUUUGGACACCAUUUUGGCGCCGUUUGGACACCAUUUUGGCGCCUUCUGGGCGCCGUUUGGACACCAUUUUGGCGCCGUUUGUCUGAGGUUUGUCAUCCUCCCGCAGGACAACUGCCGGCUGGUGCCGAACAAAGACCAGCAGAACUCGGACAGCGACUCGUUCGGGGACGCCUGCGAUAACUGCCCCACCGUCCCCAACAGCGGGCAGAAGGACACGGACAGUAACGGGCAGGGGGACGCCUGCGACCAGGACAUCGACGGGGACGGGAUCCCCAACGUUCUGGACAACUGCCCCCAGGUUCCCAACCCCAUGCAGACGGACCGGGACCGGGACGGGGUCGGGGACGCCUGCGAUAGCUGCCCCGAGCUCAGCAACCCCAUGCAGAUAACCAUCACAACCCCAUGCAGGUAA
Molecule: messenger RNA, 2289 nt
Organism: Menidia menidia (Atlantic silverside)
Lineage: Eukaryota; Metazoa; Chordata; Actinopteri; Atheriniformes; Atherinopsidae
Source: the annotation of a GenBank genome assembly